GCUGUUGAAGCUCAAAUACGAAGUUUUGGACAGACCCCUUCCCAACUGCUCAUAGAACCACAUCCUCCAAGAAGUUCUGCCAUGCAGGUGUAUCUCCUCCUGCAGAGUCCAUUGAUGUUCACAGACCAAGCUCAACAGGACGUUAUCAUGGUUCUAAAGUUCCCAUCCAACUCCCCUGUCACUCAUGUAGCAGCCAACACUCAGCCUGGUCUGGCCACACCUGCUGUGAUCACAGUUACUGCAAAUAGGCUAUUUGCUGUAAACAAGUGGCAUAAUCUUCCUGGUGCUGUACAAGACCAGCCUUACCAGCUGCCAGUGGAAAUCGAUCCUCUCAUAGCCAGCAAUACAGGUAUGCACAGAAGGCAAAUCACUGACCUUUUAGACCAAAGCAUUCGGGUACAUUCCCAGUGCUUUGUCAUCACCUCUGAUAAUCGUUACAUCUUGGUCUGUGGCUUCUGGGACAAGAGUUUCCGAGUUUAUUCUACUGACUCAGGUAAACUGAUACAAGUAAUAUUUGGACACUGGGAUGUUGUAACCUGUCUUGCUCGUUCCGAGUCCUAUAUUGGAGGAAAUUGUUACAUUCUCUCAGGAUCCCGGGAUGCAACAUUGUUGCUCUGGUACUGGAAUGGCAAAACCAGUAUGGUUGGUGAUAAUCCAAGAGCCAGUGAUUUUGCAACUCCUCGGGCUAUUCUGACAGGACAUGACUAUGAGAUCACCUGUGCUACCAUUUGUGCUGAACUUGGCCUGGUAAUAAGUGGUUCAAAAGAAGGACCAUGUCUCAUACAUUCUAUGAAUGGAGAUCUACUGAGGACAUUAGAAGGCCCUGAAACAUUAGAAGGUCCUGAAAACUGCCUGAGACCAAAACUUAUUCAAGCUUCAAGAGAAGGCCACUGUGUCAUAUAUUAUGAAAACGGCCUCUUCUGUGUAUUCAGUGUGAAUGGGAGACUUCAAGCUACUAUGGAAACAGAUGACAAGAUAAAGGCAAUUCAGCUGAGUCGAGAUGGACAGUAUCUGCUUACAGGUGGAGACAACGGAGUUGUCAUGGUAUGGCAGAUGUGGGACCUCAAGCAGCUUUUUGCUUACCCAGGGUGUGAUGCUGGAAUCCGAUCCAUGGCCCUGUCGUAUGACCAAAGGUGUAUAAUGACUGGCAUGGCAUCUGGGAGCAUAGUGGUUUUCUACAAUGAUUUCAAUCGUUGGCACCACGAGUAUCAAACCAGAUACUGAUCUUCGCAGAGAGCAGGAUUAGCACGGAUGCGGGCAGCUGUUGUCAGAAGGAAACUGAACACAGCAUGCCUCUCUUGGCAUCUUGCCACCUCAUCGUUCCUUAUUAAUAGCUGUAGUACAUCUGAAUGUAACUUAAAUUUGCUGGAAGAAGCAACCUAUUUUUUAAAGUUAAUUGCUAUUUUUGUAGACCUUGCUUGACUUUUUUGGGGGAAGGGCAAAGAAGCAGAAAAAUGGGUUCUGUAGUUAAAAAUCUAUAUUUUUAGUCAUAAUGAGAAGUCUAUUUUGAUCCCUGUAUGUAAAAGAAACCUAACGUAAAGAUGGUUAAAACUCA
Molecule: messenger RNA, 1555 nt
Organism: Phaethon lepturus (White-tailed tropicbird)
Lineage: Eukaryota; Metazoa; Chordata; Aves; Phaethontiformes; Phaethontidae
Product: lipopolysaccharide-responsive and beige-like anchor protein
Exons: 10
Biological process (GO): intracellular protein localization
Cellular component (GO): membrane; cytosol
Molecular function (GO): protein kinase binding
Source: RefSeq, a predicted model, not a curated record